This is a messenger RNA of Solenopsis invicta (red fire ant), 2265 nucleotides long. RefSeq names its product UDP-xylose and UDP-N-acetylglucosamine transporter (gene Efr). The record is from RefSeq and is a predicted model, not a curated record. NCBI's taxonomy places the organism in Eukaryota, Metazoa, Arthropoda, Insecta, Hymenoptera, Formicidae. Gene Ontology annotation, biological process: transmembrane transport. Gene Ontology annotation, cellular component: endoplasmic reticulum membrane; Golgi membrane. The transcript has 5 exons. The coding region runs from base 399 to 1406 and encodes 335 amino acids. Gene Ontology annotation, molecular function: UDP-xylose transmembrane transporter activity; UDP-N-acetylglucosamine transmembrane transporter activity.
AUGUCAAAAUUUAUCGCAACAGCAACUCCCUAGAGUCCAUUUUUUAGGCACUCUGGUGAUACGUAGUACUAAAUGUCAAAGUGAACGUCCGGUGGCGCUAGUGAACGGGAAUUCAAUCAGUUUUAUGAAAAAGGCGGCGAUGGCCGCUCUCUGGCAUUACAGUUGUUCAUUAUACAUAUGCACACGUAAUCUGACCGCGCAGUACGUCGCAUAUUACUACAUUACUGAUAAACCGCGUCCGCGUCGUUCGUCGGGCGCAGCAGGGCGCAGUGUGCCAAUGGAUCGCGUGACGUUCGUUGGAGAACCGACACGCGACUCGUAGGUUAGACUGCCGCUCGACAAGAUCGAUCGACGAGGAAGGACGAAAAGCGGGUGAGAUUUCAGAGCUUGCGAGCACGAUGCGGACGGCUAUCGCGAUCUUCUGCGUCUUCCUCGGCUGCUGCACCAACGUCGUAUUUCUGGAACUGCUUGUCAAGGAUGAUCCUGGCAGUGGAAAUCUCAUCACAUUUUCACAGUUUCUCUUUAUAUCCCUUGAGGGAUUCUUGUUCACAUCCAAAUGUGGUACCGUUACACCAACCAUAGGCAUAAAGGAUUAUUUAAUUUUAGUCAUAAUGUUUUUUGUUACCAACGUAUGCAACAAUUAUGCAUUUGAUUUUAAUAUACCCAUGCCGUUGCACAUGAUAUUUAGAGCUGGAUCUCUCAUAGCCAACAUGAUUAUGGGUAUUAUUAUUUUAAACAAAAAAUACGCGUUUAGCAAGUACUUGUCAGUACUCAUGAUCACUAUAGGAAUAGCACUUUGCACAAUCGUUAGUGGCAAAGAAAUCAAGUCUUUGCAACAGAAAAAUGUGGUACAAGUACCCACGACGCCUUGGGAUGAUUUCUUCUGGUGGAUCUUAGGCAUAUCUCUACUCACAAUUGCCUUAUUUAUUUCCGCAAGAAUGGGUAUUUAUCAGGAGGUACUAUAUAGCCGGUAUGGUAAAAAUGCGCGGGAAGCUUUGUAUUAUACACACUUGUUACCCUUACCAUUCUUCCUAACACUAGCGCCUAAGAUUUAUGAUCAUUGGAACUUUGCGCUUGAAUCCGAGCCACUAAGGUUACCUCUGAUCGGUGUACAUAUGCCAUCGUUAAUUAUAUAUUUAAUUGGAAACGUUCUGACACAAUACAUGUGUAUCAGCUCUGUAUUCGUAUUAACGACGGAGUGCAGCUCUCUUACGGUUACUUUGGUGAUAACAUUGCGAAAGUUUCUAUCGUUGUUAUUUUCUAUAAUCUAUUUUAAAAAUCCAUUUACUAUAUAUCACUGGAUAGGUACGCUGCUAGUCUUCUUAGGUACAGUUAUUUUUACGGAAGUGAUACCAAAGAUUACGCAAAGUUUACAGCAAGUAUCUAAGACAAAAAAAAUGGAAUAAACAUUAUUAUAGGGGGAAAAAACGGAAAGUUACAACAAACAUUAAUUUUAAGAGUAAGACAAGCGCAUAAUCAUAUCUUUUAUUCUUACUAACUGCACAACUAUGAAUUGUUCAAGACAUUUUGUAGUUGCAUUAUUUCGAUAUGUAAAGCAGUAGGUAAGAGAGAUUUUCAAACAGAUAUGACGUGAAGAUGAUCAAUGCACAUCCUUUGUUUUAUAUAAAUUAUAUGCUUUUGCAAAAUAAUGAGUGAUUUUUAGAUGUAAUCUCUCUACCUCAAUUAUAUUUUUAUAAUUCAACUAAUGAAUAAAAGAAAUUGUCGUCUCUUUCAAUCACUAUAUAUGUACCUGAUGGAUCAGUUUGUUAAUGCUUGCAUGUAAGACUAUUAUUAGUUUGAUCAAUAAUUUCGCAAGUUUGAAUUUAACGAUGCAAGUAUAUUUCCGUUUGAUAUAGUAUAUAUAUUUUUUUACAAUAAAUAUAUAUCUUUCUAUCUAGCAACAAUUUAAAUUCGAUAUCAGGGCACAAUGUUAUAGGUGAUCGUAUAUCACUUAAUUUAAAUCCCUUAGGCUCGUUGUUCGGAAAGUUCUCUCGGAAAAUGGCAGACGCAAAAAACGGUUAAAAAAGCCACAAAAUAAGAAACAUGUUUAUGUCACUGCAUUAUACCUUGGCACGCAUAUAUAUAUAAGUAGCUCGUAAAAUAUCUUAGUUACAUCUAUAAUUAAAUUUAAUUUCCUCUCUAUUUACAUUAUUUGUGGAAAGAAGGGUGUACAAUGGCACGAGUUAACUAUCCGCAUACGAGCCAAUUGUCUGAAUGCUCGCCGAAACAAACAUCAAACACGAUUACAAUAUAAAUGUACAAAAA